This is a messenger RNA of Pyricularia grisea, 5213 nucleotides long. RefSeq lists its product as uncharacterized. Gene Ontology annotation, cellular component: phagophore assembly site; cytoplasm. Bases 202 to 2346 code for a protein of 714 amino acids. Lineage: Eukaryota; Fungi; Ascomycota; Sordariomycetes; Magnaporthales; Pyriculariaceae. The transcript is spliced from 5 exons. The record is from RefSeq and is a predicted model, not a curated record. Gene Ontology annotation, molecular function: Atg12 activating enzyme activity; Atg8 activating enzyme activity. Gene Ontology annotation, biological process: autophagy of mitochondrion; C-terminal protein lipidation; cellular response to nitrogen starvation.
UUGCCUCACUUCUUAGAGAUUACCAGAAAAUCAUCACUUUCCGUCCUACUGGCAUCGAUAACAAGUUUCGUAUACUUUUCGUUGUACGAGUAAUCAUAAAUCCUGCUCCCAGUCAACCAAGAGAACAGCUAGCUAUACUGGAGCGUCGAAAAAAAAAACUCAGGGUUGCAUCUAUAGCUUAAACCGUUACCACAUUCAAUCAUGUCCGGAAAUGAUGAGGCGGCGGCGGCAGGCGCCGCGCCACCUCAGGCUCUGCAGUUUGCGCCAUUCGAGUCGCAGAUAGAGAUGCCCUUUUACUCGGCUCUCUUCUCUCGAAAGCUCGAUCAUGACAAGCUCGACGACUCGGUCCGUCCUGUUAUUGGCCUUUAUCAGCCAAUGUCGGAGAGACCCCCAGCCGAAAGCACAAAAAUGCAGAUACAAGGCGGGGCGCUGUCUAGUUCACAUGUACCCAUGGGAUAUACUCGCGCAGACGGUAGCAUCCGGAAUUUCAACACCAUAGAAGAUUUCAAGAAGGCAGACAAGGGAGCGAUAUUACGACAGGCUGGAGCUCAGAUCUGGGAUGCUAUCAAAGAUGGCUCCAUAUACGAAAUCCCUUCCCUUCUCUCCUCCUUUGCAAUUCUUUCCUUUGCAGAUCUCAAAAAGUACCGUUUCACAUACUGGUUCGCAUACCCUACACUUCAUUCAGUUCCAGCUUGGAGGCGGGAUGGACCUUUAGAACGCUUCAGUUCCAAGGAGACUACAGCGCUUGUCAAUGAGGUCGGUACUUUCCGCUAUGCGCACGACACCAGGCAGCACGGCUUUUUCCUUGCCAAAAAGGUCCCAUACCGCUCCGGACCCUUCCGAAGGGGUCUGCCUCGUGAUGAUUCGGACGGGGAGGAUAUCGGCUUCACAUGGAGCAUCGGUGCGUUGGGUGAUUUUGAAAAGGGAUUUUUCAAGGGGAUCAAGGAAGCGGACCAGUAUAUCGCUUUCGUCGACUCCUCCAGCUACGCCGAGAACCCAUCGUGGCCUCUGCGGAACUUGCUUGUUCUCAUCAGGCAGCGCUUUCAGCUCCAAAAGGUCAAGAUAUUGUGCUACAGAGAUACUCAGGCUAGGAGGGAUGAGCCUAGGAGCAUCGUUCUGCCCCUCGCCUCUGAAGGACCUGCCACGGCACAAACUUCGGAGAUGCCCAAGGUUACAGGAUGGGAGCGUCAUCCGAGUAGCAAGUUGCAGGCUCGGGUCAUCAGCCUUGCCGAGUACAUGGACCCGGCGCGGAUUGCGGAUCAGGCGGUGGACCUGAACCUGAAGCUCAUGAAGUGGCGAAUUUCACCAAAGCUCGACCUGGAAGCAAUGCGGUCUCUCAAGUGCUUGCUGUUAGGCGCAGGAACCCUCGGAAGUUAUGUUUCACGCAACCUGAUGGGUUGGGGUGUUCGCAAGAUCACUUUUGUCGACUACGGAAACGUGUCGUUCUCCAAUCCUGUCCGUCAGCCACUAUUUGAGUUCGAAGACUGCCUCUCUGGCGGUGUACCUAAGGCACCCAAGGCGGCCGAAGCUCUCAAGAAGAUUAACCCAGGUGUUGAAGCUGAGGGUCAUGUACUCUCUGUGCCGAUGCUUGGCCACCCGGUGCUCAACGAAGCACAAACCAAGGAGGACUUUGAAAAGCUCCAGCAGCUAAUCAGGGCUCACGAUGUUGUUUUCUUGCUGAUGGACACCAGGGAGUCUAGAUGGUUGCCCACGGUCAUGGGCAAAGCCGAGGGCAAGAUAGUCAUGAAUGCGGCUCUUGGUUUUGAUACAUACGUGGUCAUGCGUCAUGGUGCUGCGCCAAAAGAUGGUACCGAAUCGACGCUGGGGUGCUAUUUCUGCAACGACGUUGUGGCACCUUCUGACUCAAUGAAGGACCAGACACUAGACCAGCAGUGCACAGUAACGCGGCCCGGAGUCGCCGCCAUUGCAUCAGCAAUGCUGGUUGAGAUGCUCACAAGCGUGCUCCAACACCCCCAGAGGGAACACGCACCCGCUCCCAAGCCCACAGGACCGCCGAGUAACCCAGAGUACCAGCGCGACCCGCCAGACCAUGCCCUCGGCAUAGUGCCUCACCAGGUCCGUGGUUUCUUGGCCAACUUUCAAAAUAUGAUCAUCAGCGGCGAGUCAUACCCGAACUGCAGUGCGUGCAGUUCGCCCAUUGUCGGGGCGUACAAGUCAGACGGAUGGGAGUUUGUCAAGAAGGCGCUGUCAGACAAGGAUUACGUGCUGGAGCUGUCUGGCCUGGCCGAGGUGCAGAGGCAGGCAGAGGCGAUGCAGAACGAAGUAGAUUGGGAUGAGGAUGAAGACGUGGCCGCUGCUGAGGAGGGAGAUGGUGAGAUGCUUUAGGUGAGCGGUGUUACUGCUCAGCCGGUUUUUCUGUGAUGGCCUCUCUGUAUUAGUGGUCUGUAUUGACAGCGGUGUUUUGAGAGUGUGAUGAUGGACUAUUUGCUUGCCAUUAGGACUGACGGCGUUCUUGGAUGGGAAUGGUGUUGGCUGUUGUAGCCUGGGUGGUUUGAUGUUAGUCUUUCUACAGACCGUGGCUUCUGCUUUUUUGCCAGAGAAUAGUGGCUGCUAUUAGCGCUACAAGAGGGGAAUAGUCGUCUGUAUUUCAACUAGCGAACACGGUUAAACCUUUUCUGCGUGCAGAUUACACUCAAUAGACCGAGUUUUGUUUUUACAGAGAAAGCUGGAAUGGAAACAUUUCCGAAGCCAGUGUUUUUUGUUAGGUACAUGAAACUACAGAAAUCUGUUGUCCAACUGAUAUUUGAACAAGGUUAGAAGAGCCUGACUGUAAAAAGAAAAACGAAAAAAAGAACAAGACGUGUAACAACACAAGUCUACAUGGCAGUGGCAUGAACAAAAAAAAAAGGCAUUACCAGCAACAUCUCUCGGACCCCCCUUUAUCCGUUCUCUUUAAUCUCCCCGUAUACUUCCCCCCUCUCUUUUCACAGCCUCUGCCUCCCCCUCGUCUCGAUGGGGAUGAGACACAUGCCGACGAAGGCGGCGAGGAUCAGCACGGCCGAGAGGUAGAUCGGGGCGGUGGAGCCGUCCCCUGGAAUAUUGGCAGCCAGGACGGGGGCGAGCAAGCCCGCGACGCGGUUGAGGAAGCUGGCCACUCCGGUCCCGGCGCCGCGCACGGGAGCGGGGAAGAUCUCGGGCGUAAAGGCGUACAGUACGCCGUACAUGAUGUUUUGCGAAAAGGCCUCGAUGCACGAAAAGGCCAGCUGCGCGGACGGGGUCGUGCCCAGCGUCGCGAAGCCGAAGAGGAACACGGCCGACACCAAGGUGGAGAUGGCGAGCGUGCCCUUGCGGCCCAGCAGCGGCGACGGGUGGUCCACCGUGUAGGCGGCCAGCAGGGAGCCCGGCACGCCGACGAUGGAGGUUAUGGCGUAGUUGCGGUACGUCUCGGCCGAGAUGGCUUGGGGUUGCUGUGGAGCGUCGGCGCGGGCGGCCAUGACGGCGGGGGUGUUGGUGGAGUCGCUGACGCCGCGGGAGAGGUACUGGGGGAGGAAUGCGUUGAAGAGCGGGUAGCCCAUUCCGAUGGUGGCCCAGACGAACCACAUGAUGGCGGUGGCCAGGCCGAGCGUCUUGUUGCUGAACAGCGGGCGGAUGCGGUCUCCAGAGAAGGAGGCGAGCUUUGCGCGCAGGACAGAGGUGGUGUCGAGAGUAGGCCGCCUGGAGGACUCGAAGGCGUCAUCGUCGUCAUCGUCGUCGUCGGCAACGUCGUCCAUGAUCUUCUCGGUCAGCCACGUCUUGACGCCGUUGCGGUAGGCGAGACCGUGGACGACGGCGACGGCCUCGCCCUGUCGGCCCUUGGAGAGCAGGAACUUGGGCGACUCGAACAGGUUAAAGACAAAGAAGCGCAGGGCAAACAUGAGCAGGGUGACGACGCCAAUGGCAAAGACGAACCAGCGCCAGCCCUGGUCAACGGGCCAGUUGGCCAUAAAGUACCAGGCGAACAGGCUGGAGCAGAGCUGGCCGACGGGCCACCAGACGGACAAGAGGGUCAGCAGGCUGCUGCUGGCGUCGGGGAGGAACUCGAGGAACAAGGCGCCGUCGACGGGCAGGUUGCCGCCCACGCCCGAACCCAGCGCUGCCAGCAUCAGGCACAACCAGCCCCACGACGGGGCGUACGAGGCCAGGAUGCCAAACACGCCCGUGAUAAAGAGCGUCGCGUUAAAGGCGAUGCGUCGGCCCAUCAUGUCGGAGCCGAUUCCCCAUGUGAAGGAACCGACGCAGAGGCCGAGGAAGAGGGUCGAGGUCGUGUAGCGGACCGUCUUUUCCGAGAUGCCGAAUUCGGCCGAUAAUGAGGGUAGGAGAAGGAAAACUCACCUGCAUCCACAGAUUAUCUGCAAACCAGCCAAACCCACAUAGGAAAAACAGCUGCCAGUUGUACCGACCCAUGCCGAUAUCCUGGACGGCCUUGUUGAUGAGCUUGGACUUCAUCUCGUAGGCGGUCGGCCGGGCUCCUCCGCCGCCCAGCCGGACCUCACGCCUCAGACCUUCGAUGCUGUACUCUGCCGCCCGCAUCUCGAGCAUGCCCGCCUCCUCUCCGCCGUCGCCGCGCUUCCCUCCGGCCUCGUCGUCAUUGUUGUCGGCAGUCGACGGCGGCUCCUCGUACUCGGUCCUCCCGCUGCGUGCCGAGUGGCUGUACAAGUGGGCCUCCUCGAGCGGGAUCAGCACGCCGGCGUAGCUGCUUGUCGUCUCCACACGGAGAGGCCAACGAGGGUAGAGCCUCAUGCUCUUUUUGUCUUUGUUGCCGUUUUUGAAAUUUCCCUCUGGUUGUCGCUUUUUACCCUCUUGACCCUUUCAACUAGAAAAGGCACCAUAAACAAAAAAACAAAACAAAAAUUGGGAUAAUGAAAAUAACUGCCAAAAAAAAUAUUUCGAGCUUUUCUCCCCUUUGUCUCUAACGAUUAGGUUGUAGACAGCCCAAGCCUAGCCAGAUCGUGGGUAGUAUGGAGCCUAGCGCGGAAGGCGUAAUAAUGGCCAGGUGAGAUGAGAUGGUUUUGGGGUGUUCGAAAUAGGUUCAAGGUAACACCUAGUUUAAGUCAGAGAACAACAAACAUAGACGGACGCUAAGAAAAACAAGACUGUUUGCAAAAGCCUCGGCUCGUAAACGGCGGAGAAGAGAAGGUUCUUAGAAGUAAUGCAGACACACAAACUCCCACACCCGAUCCAUCAGAGCUCAGAUAGGUUGGUUACGUGAGUUU